Molecule: messenger RNA, 933 nt
Organism: Sporisorium graminicola
Lineage: Eukaryota; Fungi; Basidiomycota; Ustilaginomycetes; Ustilaginales; Ustilaginaceae
Exons: 2
Coding region: 1-933 (310 amino acids)
Biological process (GO): fatty acid beta-oxidation
Cellular component (GO): peroxisomal matrix
Source: RefSeq, a predicted model, not a curated record
AUGUCGUCGACCACCUUCACCUCGAACCCACCCGUUGGACCAGACUCUGCUCCCGUCGCACUCUCCUUCCCUCCCAACUGCGACCAGCGGGUGGCAGUGAUCAUGCUCAACGCACCCGAGAAGCUCAACGCGCUCGGGUGGGCCGAUUACAAAACCAUCACACACUGUCUCGAGUGGAUCGCCGUGCAACCGCACAUCCUCGUGACCAUCUUUACGGGUAAGGGACGAUACUUCUCCGCCGGGGCUAACGUGAAGGACCCCUCUCGCGCGCUACCGGCGCACGUGGAGUCUGCGGACACAACGACAGUGGAGGGUAGAGCUGUCGUUGCAGACUUCUACGCUGCGCGCGCGCAUGCGGGGCAGGGCAAGCUGGCUCUGGCGCUGCGCAACCACCCGAAGAUCUUGAUCGCCGCGCUCAACGGCCCAGCGGUCGGGCUGUCCGCGGCAAUCCUGGGCCACUGCGACCUCGUCUACGCCUACUCCGACUUUUUCCUCUUCACACCCUUCAUGUCGCUCGCCCUCGUCGCAGAGGGACUGACCUCCGUCACAUUCGUCCAGAAGAUGGGCCUGGGCAGAGCAACAGAAGCGCUUCUGGAGGGUCGCAGGAUGACAGCGACUGAUCUCAAGGAGAGCGGCUUCAUCACGCGCCUGUACACAAAGCCGAGCGGGUUCGACGGGACGAAGGACAAGCUAGCUACUCCUCCAAUCUUGGACGAUGUGCUGGGCCAUGUGAGGGAGAAGUUCUUGCCACCCAAUGCAAGUGCGUUCUCGCUACUCUACACGAAAAAACUACUCAGCGACGCUGCGUAUGCGUAUGCUGGUGUGGAUGGCGUCAACCAGGCCGAACUUAGGGGCGCGGAAACCGUCUUUGCUUCGGGCGAACCCCAGAAACGGUUCGCAAACAUCGCCGGUGGGGCUCGUCACAAACUGUAG